This is a messenger RNA of Ostrea edulis (European flat oyster), 6796 nucleotides long. RefSeq lists its product as uncharacterized. The transcript has 8 exons. NCBI's taxonomy places the organism in Eukaryota, Metazoa, Mollusca, Bivalvia, Ostreida, Ostreidae. Bases 2496 to 5051 code for a protein of 851 amino acids. The record is from RefSeq and is a predicted model, not a curated record. Gene Ontology annotation, molecular function: zinc ion binding.
UGUUCUUUUUUAGCAUUUUCCCGUAACCUCUCUGAAGUAAAGGACCAUAGCGUGAAUUGUAAAGUAAGGGUUUGCCAUUCACUCCAGCCAAUCAAGAUCAUUUUCAACAGCAAAAGGUGAGAAGACUUGGAUGAAUUGACAUCACAGAGAUGGAAGAACGGAAGCCAUUGUUUUAUGGUGGUACAAUGUAUCAGCUGUUCUAUCACUUCAUGCAUAUCGAGAUUUCAGAUAAGAUACACCAGAAUUCAUAGCUUAAGCAAUGUUUUCUUUGAAAUUCAAUUUUAUUACUGAUAACCCUAUGUUACUGUAAAUUCAUUCGUUUUCCUCCAAAGGUGUAGAAAUGUUAAAUUCUUCAUUGCUUUUUUAGCUCACCUGAGUCAAUGGCGAGUUUUUCUGAUCAAAAUGUGUCCGUUGUCCAUCGUCGUUGUUGGCGUUCUCCUUGUCGUAAACUUUCCUCAUUUUCAUAUUCUUUUCCAAAACCAAUGUGUAAAUUUCAACCAAACUUGGCACAGAGUACCUUUGGGUAAAGGGGAUUUAAAUUUUUAAAAUCAAGGGCCGUGCCCCUUCAAAAAUGCAAAAAUAUGAUGGGGUAAUUUUAAAAUCUUCUCAAGAAUCACUGGGCCUGGAGAAAUAAAAUUCAUAUGAAAGCCUAUUGACAUAUUAAAAUUUGUUAAAUGUGUGCCUCCCCCCACCUUCCCCAGGGAUAGCAUGGUGCACAAAACGGGAUAAAAAAUACAUGCAAAUAGAUAGGGAAAUUUUUUAAUGUCUUCUGAAGAGGCACUGGCCAGAAAAGUUCAGAUUUACAUGAAAGGUUUCUGAUAUAGUGCAGAUUCAAAUUUGUUAAAAUCAUAGCCCCGAGGGGUUGGAUGGGGGUAAAAGUUUCACAUACAAAUAUAAUCUGGAUAUUUUGGAAGAUCUUCUGAAGAACCACCGUACCAGAUAUGUUUAUGUUUACAUGAAAGUUUCCUGACAUAGUGCAGAUUGAAGUUUGUUAAAAUCAUGUCCCCGGGGGGUAGGGUGGGGCCACAAUAUGGGAAUAACAAUUUACAUGGGGAAAAAUGGGCAAAUCUUCUGUAGAACCACUGAGCAAAAAAAGUUUCCAAAACAUUUCUUUUAGUGAUGUGACCAGUGAAAAUAGACUUUUCUUCUAUUCUUCUAGCUGCCACCCUCACACACCCCCCUCCACUGCAGGGGAUCAAAGUUUUGCCUACAAAUAUACACUGGACCAGAAAAGUUUACAUUUACAUGUAAGCUUUCUGACAUAGCACUGAUUCAAAAUCUCCCAGGGGCUGGGGUGGGUUUAGGUAGGAGCCACAAUAGGGAUUAAAGUUUUACAUUCGAAAUGUAGGGGAAAUCAUUCUGAGAAUUUCACUUUUUAAAUGGCAUAAAUAAUAGGUUUAUGUUUUUUUGAUGCGGCAUAAACUUAUAGCAUUUGGCAUACACCUGACCAAAACUACUUGCAGGGAAUGCACCACAUUUCUCUCCCCUCAAAAUUCAACCAUACUCGUCUGUUCAGCAAUUGUGGUUUGAAUUCACGUUUUCUUUUUCUUUUUUUUUUCAUAUAGCUUGCGUUUUUCUUGUUUUGAAUUUUUUGUUUGUUUGACAUCAUUUGGUUUAAUACCGGGCUUUGUGCAUCAAAAUAUUUUAACUGCAAAACCGUUUACACGUCAUUUGUUGACCUUCACCUCAAAUUAUAUUUGCUAAGUCAGACGUAUAUUAUUUUCUUUUAACAUUCUUGGAAUAUUUGAAUAUUUGCGAAAUAAAGAAAAAAGGACAACUCUUGUUAUAUUGUUAGGGAAAAUUUCAAUUUAAAAAUCGAUCCCAAUAAAAUUCAUCGAUGCAGAUAAAAAAAAAGCAUCGACAUUUAAAGACAUACGAAUUGUACGCUGAACAAUUUGUCUAGAACACGUCAUAAUCUUCAAACCACUUACACACUUAAGUCGUAUAUUUUAAAAUCAAUGGGAGCACAAUCCAGAUCCCAAAAUAGAUUUUGACGAUUGUAAGGGAAAAUAUUUAUUUUAAGUGCAUUAUCACACACGUACCAUAAUCAUUUCUUUGUUUCUUGGAAUUUAGCAUAGACAAUUCGGGAUAUCUUAUUUGCACAUGACAUGGUACAACCUCAUUUGGCAUAGCCGCGGUCUAUCGGUUAAAUUCUGAGACUGGAAAAUCUUUAAAUAUGGGUUAAGGUGACUCGGGUGAGCAAUUUGGCUCAUGGGCCUCUUGUUUUAAAUAUCCUACAGUUGCCAUAUAACUGCAUAGAUGAAUUCAAUGCUUUAGUUUUUCCACAGGUGAUAGCAGUUAGAUUUAUCAGCAUCACAAGAUAACAGCUAGAUAUACCAACAUCACAAGGAGAGAAGAAUGGAAAACAUGUGGUGGUUCAUACUGGACUUUCAUGAGGUCCUGCAGAACUGAGAAAAGGAAGUCGAUGUCAAAGUGGUAAUGUUCCUAUCACACAUAAAGUGAUUGUAUUCCUAAAGACCCAGACCCUCCACAUCAUGGACACACUAGGACUCAGUACUCAGCUAAAAGUACGACAAUGUUCUCAAUGUCAGAGGGACACUGAAUUUUACUGUAACACAUGUAAACUUGAUCUGUGUUUACAGUGUAAAAAGAAACAUGUUACAGAAAAUAACACCAAAUAUCACAAUAUAAUGUUCUAUAUAACUCGUCAUACUGAGAGGAGUUUUACCACACAGUGUAAACUACGACAGUGUUCUCAAUGUCAGGGGGACACUGAGUUCUACUGUAACACAUGUAAACGUGAUAUGUGUUUACAGUGUAAAGAGAAACAUGUCGAUGAUCUAGAUACCAUAUACCAUGAUGUUGUGAUUUACCGUGAGAAGUUUAAUUGUUUCCCUUUACGAGAGACCUGUGUCAGACAUCCAAAGAGAAAAUACAGAAUGUUCUGUGAUCAGUGUAACUAUUCCGUGUGUAAGCGCUGUACAGACCACAGAACACACACGCUGGUGGAUCUUAGAACAGCCUAUCAAACAAAGCGACAACAACACAGAGAAAUCAUUGACAACAUCAGAAGUGAGACUCUCUAUAACUGUCGUGUUCUCCUGGCAGGAAUCCAAACUGAUAUCCAAACUUGUCCCCCACAAAUCUGUCACCGUCAAUCACAGAUGUCAACAAAAGCCCAGAGACUGAAGGAUCUGAUUGACACUGUGGUAUGUGAUGUUGAAUUAUUGAUUGAUAGAAUACAACAACAGAAGAGAAAAAUGAACAGACAACUUGUUCACCUACAGAACUAUGAAGACAGAUAUGAACAAUCAGCAAACAGAGCGGUACAAUUCCUCUUGUUUAUAAAGACCGGUCGUGUCCCCCAGAUAAAGAACUGUCCUAGUCAGUUAUUGAGUGUCAUCCCAGAAAUCCAAAUGACAACAGGAAAACGACAAGUAGGAAUAGACGAGUGUGUGAAACUGAUGUCCACACCUGUAUUACACACGUCUGUCUGUGUGACAGGUGUUAGUCGUGUGUUUCACAUAUCUCGUGUGAUGUCAGACCGGGUCUGGGUCUCUGAUAGAGACGAUCUCAUCUUGACAGACACAACAGGAGACACUAUACACCGUGUGACAGAUAGAACACCAUGGUAUGGAGGAGGAGUACACACAGUGAACAGUUCUGGUGAACUGAUUUAUAUAGACAGGGAACUUAACAUCAACAAACUGUCUACAGACAAUAAAACAGUCACCAGACUGAUACAGAGUACAUCACCAUGGUAUCCACAGUGUAUGUACUGCUCCCCGUCCACUGGAGAUAUGAUGGUGGGGAUGUGUAACACUGAUACAGAGACAGGCAAGGUAACCCGGUACAACAGUAGUGGUCAACACAUCCUGACCAUAGAACACGACAACACAGGUCACACGCUGUAUAGUUAUUCUCAUUAUAUCACAGAGAACAAUAACGGUGAUAUCAUUGUGUCUCACUGGAUUGUUAAUGAUAACCGUGGUGUUGUAGUGGUGACAGAGCGCGGGGGCAGACAUCGAUUCUCCUACACAGGACCUCCAUCAGGAUCAUCACUAUCACCAUGUGGAAUAUGUACAGACGCGCUGUCACACAUCCUGGUGUGUGAUCUAGACACCAACACAGUACAGAUGAUUGACAAGGACGGUCACUUCCUGUCUCUGUUACUGACACAACAACACGGGAUAAACGAACCACGCAGCCUGAACUAUGAUGAUAAAACUCACCUUCUCUGGGUCGCAUCAUUCAACACCAACACAGUGUCUGUAUAUAGAUAUCUACAGAGGAGGUACUCUCUGACUGACUAUCUAGACAGUGAGGAAGAGGAUGCCAGGGGAAAAUCUGACUCUGAUGACGAGAACACCAGGGGAAAAUCUGACACUGAUGACAAGGACACCAGGGGAGAAUCUGACACUGAUGACAAGGACGCCAGGGGAAAACCUGACUCUGAUGACAAGGACGCCAGGGGAAAAUCUGACACUGAUGACAAGGACGCCAGGGGAAAAUCUGAUGACAAGGACGCCAGGGGAAAAUCUGAUGACGAGGACACCAGGGGAAAAUCUGACUCUGAUGACAAGGACGCCAGGGGAAAAUCUGACUCUGAUGAUGAGGACGCCAGGGGAAAAUCUGACUCUGAUGACGAGGACGCCAGGGGAAAAUCUGACUUUGAUGACAAGGACGCCAGGGGAAAAUCUGACUCUGAUGAUGAGGACGCCAGGGGAGAAUCUGACACUGAUGACAAGGACGCCAGGGGAAAACCUGACUCUGAUGACAAGGACGCCAGGGGAAAAUCUGACACUGAUGACAAGGACGCCAGGGGAAAAUCUGAUGACAAGGACGCCAGGGGAAAAUCUGAUGACGAGGACACCAGGGGAAAAUCUGACUCUGAUGACAAGGACGCCAGGGGAAAAUCUGACUCUGAUGAUGAGGACGCCAGGGGAAAAUCUGACUCUGAUGAGGAGGACGCCAGGGGAAAAUCUGACUUUGAUGACAAGGACGCCAGGGGAAAAUCUGACUCUGAUGAUGAGGACGCCAGGGGAGAAUCUGACACUGAUGACAAGGACGCCAGGGGAAAACCUGACUGAUGACAAGGACGCCAGGGGAAAAUCUGACACUGAUGACAAGGACGCCAGGGGAAAAUCUGAUGACAAGGACGCCAGGGGAAAAUCUGAUGACGACACCAGGGGAAAAUCUGACUCUGAUGACAAGGACGACAGGGGAAAAUCUGACUCUGAUGACAAUGACGCCAGGGAAAAAUCUGACACUGAUGACAAGGACGCCAGGGGAAAAUCUGACUCUGAUGACGAGGACGCCAGGGGAGAAAAUGAUCCUAAAACAUGUUGCCAGCGGUGAAUCUUGGUGUAGAUGUGACAUACGAUUGCCAUUACCAUUCCUUCAGCCAAUAAAUCUGAUCUACAUUUCCUCAUCUAGUGAUGGUGGACAUUGAUUACAUUUCCUCAUUUAGUGAUGGUGGACACUGAUUACAUUUCCUCAUCUAGUGAUGGUGGACGCUGAUUACAUUUCCUCAUCUAGUGAUGGUGGACGCUGAUUACAUUUCCUCAUCUAGUGAUGGUGGACAUUGAUUACAUUUCCUCAUCUAGUGAUGGUGGACGCUGAUUAAAUUUCCUCAUCUAGUGAUGGUGGACACUGAUUACAUUUCCUCAUCUAGUGAUCAGGAAAAUUGAUUACAUUUCCUCAUCUAGUGAUGGUGGACACUGAUUACAUUUCCUCAUCUAGUGAUGGUGGACGCUGAUUACAUUUCCUCAUCUAGUGAUUGUGGACACUGAUUACAUUUCGUCAUCUAGUGAUGGUGGACAUUGAUUACAUUUCCUAAUCUACUGAUGGUGGACCUUGAUUACAUUUCCUCAUCUAGUGAUGGUGGACCUUGAUUACAUUUCCUCAUCUAGUGAUGGUGGACAUUGAUUACAUUUCCUCAUCUAGUGAUGGUGGACGCUGAUUACAUUUCCUCAUCUAGUGAUGGUGGACACUGAUUACAUUUCCUCAUUUAGUGAUGAUGGACGCUGAUUAAAUUUCCUCAUCUAGUGAUGGUGGACACUGAUUACAUUUCCUCAUCUAGUGAUAAGGAAAAUUGAUUACAUUUCCUCAUCUAGUGAUGGUGGACACUGAUUACAUUUCCUCAUCUAGUGAUGGUGGACGCUGAUUACAUUUCCUCAUCUAGUGAUGGUGGACACUGAUUACAUUUCAGCACAUGUUGUCCGCUCAAUAUCUUGAGAACCAUUCACUUAAUCGUAAUGAUAUUUCAUAUGUGGGUUGGUUAUGAAAAGAAGAGGACCCCUAUUGUUUUUCAGGUCAAAAGGUUAAAGGUCAAGGGUCAGUCUACUCUGGACAUAGAAAUAUACUGUCCGCUCAAUAUCUUGAGAACCCUUUGCUUGACAGACAUCAAACUUGGUACACUGGUACAUUUUCAGGAGUUGAUGACCUCUAUUGAUUUUAGGUCACAUGGUCAAUCCACUCUUGACAUAGGAAGAUAUUGUCUGCUCAAUAUUUUGAAUUAAUGAUACUACUAUCAUUUAAAUGAUUUGUGUGUAUAACCCUUUUCAAUUUUGCACCAUGGGGGGGGGGGGGGGCAUAUGUGUUUUACCAACAUCUCUUGUCUAUACAAGUUUUAUGAUUUUUUUGUAAAAGAAUUUUCAAUCAUGUAAAUAUUUUAGAUAUUCUCUAUCUGUAUUAUGCAUGUCUGCUAAAAUAAAAAAAACAAUUGUGUACAUAAAAAGACCCAAAAUGUUGUCUUCUUUUAAAUGUGUCUUGAAUCCAGUUUGAUCUGUGUUUUGAAUAAUCUUAACAUGCCAAGUAUACCGUCUCAGCUUUA